CCUUACGCGACAAGACGUACCGGCCGCGGCUACGGGCAUUCCGCGAGAUCGUGAUCCGGUAGCGCGACUGGUUCCGUACAAUACACGUCAACACUCCAGAGAUAUUUUUUUUUUUUUCAAAAGCACUUUUCGAAUCCUUAAAUUAAAUACAAGUUUCUUCUUCGUUCCUGUCACUGACUGAUGGUUGAACAGGCAGAAUGUCGUCGGGUAGACAGCCGUCGGACGUGGUCAAAUGACAACUAGAAUAAAGUGUCUGGAGCGCUCAUGAGACAGUCGUGUCAUCGCCUGCUCGAACAUCAGCAAACAGGAGGGGACGAGCCCCCCCUAUACUCACCAAUCGAUCAAAUUUCAGUGGUACCUGAUCAUGUGGCCCGGCAGGGCGGAGGCAAGCUGACACGAUAUGCGACGACGGAGGAGGACGAAGCCACUCUCAGGGAGCUUCUACUUAGCCUUCAGAGACAGGUGAACGUGAUGAGCAUGAACCUGUCCGCAAAACUGGACGAGCUGCAGCGGGGCGACCGACAGCUGGAAACAACGGUCGCGCUCUGCGAGAUCAGGACUCAGCUCCAAGAGUUGACCAAGAGCGUGGAGUCAUGCCAGAGUGAAGUCUCCGAGGUCAAACGCGACAUGGUGGCCAUCAAGCAAGAGCUGGAUACGGUGCAACAGGUGAAGGAAGAGAUCGAAGAACUGCGAGAAUAUGUCGACAGACUUGAGGAGCACACUCAACGAAGAAAACUCAGGCUGCUCGAACAGGGCCUCACAUUCUUCCUGUCAUACGCUAUCCUAGCGGCGGUGUUGGGGAUGCUGCAAUUCGGAUACAACACCGGCGUAAUCAACGCUCCUAGCAAAAACAUCGCAAACUUCAUGAAGGACGUUUAUAAGAAGAGAUACGGCAUAGAUUUGCACGACGGCACCGUCAACUCAUUGUUCUCGAUAGCGGUCAGCAUCUUCGCUAUCGGGGGAAUGCUCGGGGGUUUCUCGGGUGGCAUGAUUGCCAACCGUUUCGGAAGGAAAGGAGGAUUAUUGCUCAAUAACAUUCUCGGUAUAAGCGGCGCGAGUCUCAUGGGCUUUACCAAGAUCUCACAUUGUUACGAAUUGCUCAUCUUCGGCAGAUUUAUUAUAGGUGUCAAUUGCGGUUUGAACACAUCCUUAGUGCCAAUGUACAUAUCGGAAAUCGCUCCGCUGAAUCUCAGAGGCGGUCUGGGAACUGUCAACCAACUAGCCGUUACCGUUGGUUUACUCAUAUCGCAGGUUCUAGGCAUCGAACAGAUUCUUGGUACAGACGAAGGAUGGCCGAUUUUACUAGGUCUUGCGAUAUGCCCAGCUAUAUUACAACUCCUCCUACUCCCGGCUUGCCCUGAAUCCCCUAGAUAUUUACUCAUCACCCGCCAAUGGGAAGAAGAAGCGAGGCGUGCCCUAAGGAGACUACGAGCUAGUAAUCAGGUCGAAGAGGAUAUUGAGGAAAUGAGAGCAGAAGAACGAGCACAGCAAGCAGAGGCUUCUAUUUCUAUGCGAGAAUUGCUCUGUUCUCCAACACUACGAGCCCCACUUUUGAUCGGAGUUGUCAUGCAGCUCUCCCAACAACUUAGCGGUAUCAAUGCGGUGUUCUACUACUCGACGUCUCUGUUCACCUCUUCGGGUUUGACGGAAGAAUCAGCAAAGUUCGCAACGAUGGGUAUAGGAGCGGUCAUGGUGGGGAUGACAUUGGUGUCCCUGCCCUUAAUGGACAGAACUGGACGUCGCACGCUGCAUCUCUACGGGCUCGGCGGAAUGUUCAUAUUCUCCAUUUUCAUCACGAUUUCCUUCUUGAUAAAGGAGUUCUUUGGCUAUGUGCAGGAAAUGAUCGACUGGAUGAGUUACUUGUCGGUGGUGUCGACGCUCAGCUUCGUGGUUUUCUUCGCGGUGGGCCCCGGCUCCAUACCCUGGCUCAUCACGGCGGAGCUCUUCUCUCAAGGACCACGACCUAGUGCUAUGGCUAUUGCUGUCUUAGUUAACUGGAUGGCCAAUUUCGUCGUCGGAAUCGGGUUCCCGAGCAUGAAGGCGCUGUUGGAAAACUACACGUUCCUACCAUUUAGUGCAUUCCUCGCAAUCUUUUGGAUAUUUACAUACAAAAAAGUUCCUGAAACUAAGAACAAGACCUUCGAAGAGAUAUUGGCAUUGUUCCGCAACACAAACGGCAGUGUCAGAGCAGUCGUCGGGUGGGGGGGAGGCGGGACGCCCCCCGCCGCCGCUUCCGCCGCCGCGGUUUCCUGUCACGGGCAACGUCUGACAAUGGGAGACCCCUGCGCGUGCGCCCCUAGUCGCGCCGCUCAAGGCCGCCGCCAGCUUCUUGUUUCGUGGACUCAAGCGCCAAACGGGAGGGCGCGCCUCUAUCACUACCACACAACAAAUGUUCUAAAUCAAUGUGAUUAGGUUAAUAAAACGAAAAUUAGUCUUUAAGUCACAGCGUAAAAUUAAUAUAAAAAUUUAGUCGGUCAUUUUAUGGCAUAAUUUAUGAGUGCAUAGGUACCAUGUAAAGUGCCAUCGGUUUCUUGUACCCAUUUCUUUGAUUAGUUCUUCGCGUAUUACUAAAUACUACUAAAAGGCGCGAACGUCAUCGAGCAAAAUAAGCGACAACCUAGGCGGUAUAUAGCUUCUGAUACUUUAUUCGAUCAAUAGUUAUCGAUAAAUUUCAACGACUUAGAUACACAAUGUUUAUAAACUAGUAGUGAAAUAUAAAUAUAUAUAUUCGGCAACGCUGCGGACGUUUAUCUGGUUACUUUUGUCAAUGAGGAGACGUGCAUUUCGAGAAUAUGUUCCGCACGUGUUAAUGCCAACUAUUUCUACGUAGACAUAAUAAAUUGUACAUAUUUGAAUGGGUACAGCGGUCGCACUGCCUGCCGGGGCGCGUGUCGGAUGCGAGCGUGACGUCACUGACAUGUAUAAAUGAAUACAAUGUAAAUACAUGCUGUGACUUUAUUGAGUGUUGAUUUUUUAAAUUAUAUUAUCAAAUUUAUUUUAUAAAUGUUUUUAUUCUCUUUUACUUAUAAUUAUGAUUGUUAUAUUAUAAAUAAUGUAAAAUUAUUGUCAUAUCUUAAAUGACCGAGGUUAUUAGUUGUUAUAAUUAUAUUAAAAAAAUUGUAAAGGUAAAUCGAUCGGGGAAUUGAUUAAGUUAAUAAAAAUAAAACGAUUUCAAUGAGAUUAAUACAAAAUGUAAUAAUGAAACCAAUUGACACGAUUUGCAGUGCUUCACCACCCCGCAUUUACUUUAUUUAAAAAGCAUAUUAUACAUAAUAUUUAUUAAGCAAUUAAGAAACGAAAAAUAAUUUUAUUAAAUUAUAUAUAUUAUUAUGUAUAUGUGUAUUUCCUGUGUUUUGUAAACAAACGAUAAAUAAAAGUGAAAACUUGUAAAUUCUACAAUUUUGCGGAGAACUUUUAAUGAUGUUUAAUGCUUUCGACCUAUACGCCCGUAGUGAAAUUUUUGAUUAUUCGUUAGUUAGGAGGGUUCAGUAGUUACAACAGGGUUGUAGUCAAUUUGUUCGUCCGUGUGUUCGAACACUGCUCAAUGUUAAGACUAGAUGGUUCCGUAGCAUUUGGUACAAAGAGCACGGCCUAAUAGGGAGGAAACGGGAAUUGAAAUGGAGUCGUUCACGGUGAAUGUAUCUGUCGCGUGUCGUUGUUACGAAGUGCUCAAAUGCGAGUGACACCCCUGAAGACCGGCGUCGCUCGCUCAAUCGAUAUCAUUGAAAAGUCUUCUAACACAUUAUGGUUGAGUGCGAUCAUAUUGUUUUCUCAUGGGAGCCGAAUGUUAGUGUGACUUUGUAAUGAAAAUUUUUUUUUUUUUUAGAUCUCUUCACUUUAAUUAGGAUGAUUAUAACGCUGUCGUAUAAAAUGUUUGUGAUUGCAUUCUCUUGGUACGUUGUAUCGUUGUCGAAAGGUAUUCAUUGUUACGUUUGUAGGCAAGGUAUAUUUAUCAUGUUCAAAUGUUUAUUCAGUAAAAUUUAGCAUCAGCACAUUCAAGUAAAUUACGCACAAAUUCUUUACGUUUAGAUUGUAAAAUGAAACGUUUCAUUAAAUACACAGUAAAUCGAAAUAACAGCAAUAACAAUAAAAGUGACAUGGGUUAAAUUUAAAAAAAAAUCGCAUUCCGUAAUAAAAUGUUCGACUUUAAUUAUGUAAAUCAAAAGAGCAUGAUGUACGUGUGUUGUGAAAUUCCAAAUUUGAAAUUCAAUAAGCCAAUGAAAAUUGUGCCCUACACUGCCAUCUAUCGAUGUAUUAAGAGGAAUAUAAAGUUGUCUAUGGGUUAAAAAAGGGAGAAUAUAAAGUUAGUAACUAAACAACGUUAUAAGACUUUUAGUAGUAAGAGACGAUGAUUUUUUUAAAGCAAUACGCAUUCGCUUCUGAAUUCAGACACAACAGGUACAUUGUAUUCCAGACGGUACAAAUAAACGCUGUGUUGUAAAUAUAAUCAAAACGCGUGUUCUGAUUAUUAUUUCUAAUAUGCGUAUUAUUUUGGUAAUAAUAAUGCAACACUAAGUUUCAUUAGUGAAUUGUCUCAAUUGAGAAUUAUAACUGUAGACGUAAGGCCGUACAAAACAUUAAUUUCUUUUAUAAUUUUGUGUAAGUUUUAUCCAUUAGUUUAGUAAAAAAAAAUAGUAUCGGAUUAUUUUUUGCCGGUAAUAUUAAAAUCUUCAAACACGUGGUUAUUGUUAGCCAUACUAAAGUGAAAAUAGUGAUUUUUGUGUAAGACAAUUUCCGUUGAUCAUUUAUUUGCACAUACGUUGCAAUAACGUCAUUUAUGCAAAUUAUGUAUUUUUUCAGGAGAAAUGUUGGAAAAUUCAACAUCUUACUAUAUAAUACUUAUAUAGUUCUGCUAGGCUAUAGAAAUAAAAUGAUAAUAUUUAAACUACAACUUUAAACUUCAUCAAUAACAGCAUACAUCUCGAUGGUCUCAUUAAUCUAUAUAUAUAUAAAAAUGAAUUGAUGUUCGUUAGUCUCGCUAAAACUCGAGAACGGCUGGACCGAUUUGGCAAA
Molecule: messenger RNA, 5013 nt
Organism: Bombyx mandarina (wild silkworm)
Lineage: Eukaryota; Metazoa; Arthropoda; Insecta; Lepidoptera; Bombycidae
Product: glucose transporter type 1
Biological process (GO): monosaccharide transmembrane transport
Cellular component (GO): membrane
Molecular function (GO): hexose transmembrane transporter activity
Source: RefSeq, a predicted model, not a curated record